Messenger RNA from Durusdinium trenchii, 748 nucleotides. Lineage: Eukaryota; Dinophyceae; Suessiales; Symbiodiniaceae. The record is from the annotation of a GenBank genome assembly.
AUGGGCCCAAUCGAGGUGGCGCUUUUUCAGACUUGGCCGCAGGUGCAAGAUAUCACUUCGUUUGUGCUGACCGACCUGAAAGCUGGUGAGACUCAGGGGUUCUAUAAGCUUGUGCUCUUGGACACCCCGAUGAACCCCGUGGGCAUCAUCGUCCGAAGCCACUCGACUGAUGCCUGGUACGGGGAAUGGAUCGAGGUUGAGAUUGAAGGUCUUGGAAUGCACCGGUUCGCCAUGGAUGGCUGGACAGUCUCCCCAGCAGAUCGGCAGGCCCGCCGCAUUACUCAGGGACUUCGGGAUCCUCCGCUGCUGCCCACAAUUAUGCCACCACCACAGGUGGAACUUUGGGAAUCUCAUGCCUUUGUUCUAGAACCCUGUGGCGGUUGUUUGCCGGGCUUUGAAUGCAUGGAGGAAGAAGCUCCUAUGGUGGACCGUUUGCAACGUGAGGCCGAGCUGAACCUUGUCUAUGAUGAAGACGGUGGCGUUAGUGAUCCAGAAGGAGCAAAACGAACUGUAUUUCGAGCGAUGUGCCGUCCAAUCUGUGGAGACGGUGUGGCCCAGCCAGGGGAGCAAUGUGACGAUGGCAACUUGCGCUCAAUGGACGGCUGCAAUGGCCUUUGUAAGGUGGAGCAAGGCUUUGAGUGCUCCAACUUGGCCGGCAGCCCUAGCAGCUGUUGGCCAAGGCUCUGUGAUGGCAACACUGGGUUCCAAAGUUGGUCUGGCAGGAAAGGUGGCUAUUUUCCUGAAUAUG